AUGUCUCCUGGAAUGACCCUUUUCUCCAUCCAGGCCAUCCUCAUCCUGGGCACCGAGGAUGGCUCCCGGAUAUUCGCAAAGUACUUUCAGCCGCCGCACUCAGCGCCCCACGGCCCUUCGAGCGCCUCCUCCAACCCCUACCCCGAUGUCAAGUCGCAAAAGGCCUUUGAGAAGGGCCUCAUUGAGAAGACGGCCAAGCAGACUGGCGACAUCAUCCUCUACGACAACCGGAUCGUGCUGUACAAGAUGGAGUCGGACGUCAUGAUGUACGUCGUCGGUAGCGUCGACGAGAACGAGAUUCUGCUGUACAACACCGUCCUCGCACUGAGGGACUCUCUCCACCUUCUCUUCAAGCAAUCCGUGGACAAGCGGACAAUUGUCGAGAACUACGACCUCGUUUCCCUCGCCAUUGACGAGAUCGUCGACGACGGCAUCAUCCUCGAGACCGACCCCACCAUCAUCGUCCAGCGCGUGAGCAGAGCUCCCACCCAGGACCUCCCCGUGGGUCGCAUCGACCUCAGCGAGCAGGGCGUCAACAACCUGGCGCAGCUAGGAAAGUCGAAACUGGCGGACUGGCUCCGGCAGGGCCUGUAA
Messenger RNA from Fusarium keratoplasticum, 594 nucleotides. RefSeq names its product Coatomer subunit zeta. Lineage: Eukaryota; Fungi; Ascomycota; Sordariomycetes; Hypocreales; Nectriaceae. The coding region runs from base 1 to 594 and encodes 197 amino acids. The transcript is spliced from 3 exons. The record is from RefSeq and is a predicted model, not a curated record. Gene Ontology annotation, cellular component: COPI vesicle coat. Gene Ontology annotation, biological process: intra-Golgi vesicle-mediated transport; intracellular protein transport; retrograde vesicle-mediated transport, Golgi to endoplasmic reticulum.